Messenger RNA from Xenopus laevis (African clawed frog), 2267 nucleotides. It is a transcript of the gene ankdd1b.L, whose product is annotated as ankyrin repeat and death domain containing 1B L homeolog. Lineage: Eukaryota; Metazoa; Chordata; Amphibia; Anura; Pipidae. The coding region runs from base 621 to 2153 and encodes 510 amino acids. The transcript is spliced from 15 exons. Gene Ontology annotation, biological process: signal transduction. The record is from RefSeq and is a predicted model, not a curated record.
GGGCAGAAUUUAAUUAUAGGGAUUCAGUAAUUACAAAGGGGGACAGGGUAAUCUAAUCGUGCUGAACAGUCUGCUGCUUGCCUGGUGCUAGGGGUCGUCAUGUGGGGGAAGGAGUGGCCAGGUUAUUGGGAGGGGCUGGGGAAGACCCAGCUGGAUUGGUACACGCAGGUACAAGGACAACAUUAGAGGAAGUGGUGGAGUGAAGUCCUCGAGAAUUAUUUUUAAAAACUAGAUAAACAGUUUAUGGCGAAGACUUCCACGGUAAUUAUCUCUGAGAUAUUACUGGUGCUAGGAGCAAUGCUAAGAAGGCAGUGGGAGUUUAGGGAGAUUAACCCUUUACCUGCCAAAUACGUAGGUACUACAUGCUUGCAGGAAAAUGCUCUAACUGCCAAGCACAUCCUACCUACAUGCUCUGCAGAAAAGGGCUUCCAGUGAGUCACAUGGGCCCCCAAGGCAAUGAGCUAAGGGGGCCGCCACAUCAGUCCUACGACAUGAUCGUCGCAAAAACCGACUCCUUACCAGGAUUGUCCCAGCUCCUGCUUGAAGGACACAUCUUCCAGCCCCCAUCACUCGCCCACUCACUUCCUGCUGUGUAGGCUCUGCAGAUCCUGUGACCCUCAAUGCUGCCAAGGAUCCUCCUGCACACAAACAUGCUACAUAAAGAAAUGGCUUUUCAUGAAGCUGCUAAGAAGAAUGAUGUGCUAGCCAUGACUCAGCUACUGGAUCAAAAAACCAACAUUAACGCUAAGAAUAAUCUCAACAGGACGGCGCUUCACUUUGCUGUAGCAGGAAAUCAUAUGCAGGCUGUGUCCUUUCUCCUGGGCCACAAAGCGCGAGUAGAUAUUGCAGAUAAGCAUGGCCUGACUGUUCUUCACCUGGCGGCAUGGUCUGCAGAUCUGACUAUAUUGCAAAUGCUAAUUAAAUCAGGGGUCAGCCAAAAGGCUACAAAUCAGGAUGGAAUGAAUGUCUUGCAUUUUGCGGCUCAGAACGAUAAGAAUGACAUUGUGGACUAUCUUAUUAAAGAUCUGCAGCUGAAAGACUUAAAUAUUAUGGAUAAGAGGAAGAGAAAACCAUUCCAUUUGGCUGCUGAAAAAGGACAUAUCGACAUGAUUACUAAGCUCAUUGAGCUGGAACUAUUUACUUUGGAAAAAGACAAGGAGGGUAACACAGCCCUUCACUUGGCUUCAAAGAAUGGGCAUAGCAGUGUAGUGGAGACUCUUCUGGAAACAUGGACAGAAAGUGAAAUAGAUGAGCCAAAUGAGAGUGGGGCGACCCCGUUCUACCUGGCAGCUGAAGGAGGGCACAUGGGUUGCGCAGAAUUACUACUGAAUAGAGGAAGCAAUAUUAACACUGCAACGAAUGAUGGUUAUGGUGCAUUGCACAUUGCAGCACAGAAUGGCUACACCUCCUUUGUCAGCUUUCUCCUAAACAAUGGGAUUGAGUCCACCCCCAAGGCUGAUGAGAGAAAUAAUCCCUUCCACCUCGCACUCUUAAAUAAUCACAUGAAAACCAUUGACAUUCUGCUAGAGAAAAAAUACGAUAUUAACGCUACAAACACGAGGCAACAGACCCCCCUGCAUCUGGCAGCUGAAUACAAAAACACGGACCUGGUGGAGAAGCUUCUCAUAGCAGGAUGUGAUCUCACAAUCACUGAUAAGCAAAGAAAAACUCCCCUGGGCACAGCUGCACGGAGCAAUCACAUCCUCAUCGUCGAUAUGAUUAUCAAAGCUGAGAGAUACUACUCAUGGAAAAAGGGGCUCAUUGACAACACUGAGCAGGAGGAACAGGAGGAGAUUCUAACAUUCAAGCAGGACCACUCAUCCAAAACCAGACUGAUCCGAUCAGCUCUCUGGAACUUGGCGUACAAGCACCUCAAGCCAGAUGAGUGGAAAAAGAUGGCUCAGGGUUGGAAGUUCACGGAAGCUCAGAUUAAAGCUAUUGAGGAACAGUGGACGGGAAAAGAAAGCUAUAAAGAACAUUGUCACAGGUUGCUGUUGAUCUGGCUCCAUGGGGUUCUACUGGCCAAGGAAAACCCUAUUAAAGCUCUAUAUGAGGUUCUGGUACAAAUGGGACAUAAGCAGACAGCUGAAAACUUCAGAGAAGACAGCUCCAAUGGGAAUAACACUGAGGUCAAGAAAUGCUGUAUUUCAUAAGUGGAAGCCAAUGAGGAACUCCCAAACUGAGAUCUACUCCCCUCCUCCUCGUGAGAUCUCCUCCCCCUCGUGAUAUCUCUUCCCCUCCCCCUCGUGAGAUCUCCUCCCCUCCCC